GUCUUAGAGGCUGGAAAGAUAGGCAUCUGACUUUCAGCCCUAAAGUGGAUUCUCUGCAUAUCAAUCUUCCUUAGUCAUGCAACCCGCAUCAAUCUGUCUCGUGACCAAAACAUCAGAAGUGAGCUAGGGACACCUUCAGAACGGCCAACUCCCGUCCAAAUGUCUUGGGUGGUUGAGGCAUGAAAGUUGCAGGAACCCCCUGUGUGCUAAUCCUUUUUUAUUUGCAGAUGUUGAGGUCUCCCCAGUCCCUCGUGGCCCUGCAAGACUAUCCAGGGAAGAGACUGCAAGCUGCCAAGCCAAGCCCAACUGUUCGGAGUGAAUCUCUGGCCUUGUGCACCACACGCCUCUGACGCAAGCUUUUGCAAAAACAAACAACCGCUUCGAUUGAUAAAGAGCCCAAUCAAUUGUUUUCCCUUCCUGAGCAAUUUGUGGUGGGUGCGCUUCUGUUCGUUUGGGCUGCUGGCAGCUAACGAGAGGCGGCUUAGUCUGUGUUUACAGUCAAGAAAGGCGAGCGGCUGGCAGGCAAGGCCCAAGUGGAAAAACAAGGUUUCUAAUGAAAUAGUCAAGGAAAAGCGCAUGUGGAAACCCCGGGAUUGUUGCCCCGCGCCAGCGUCAAGAAAACCCUGCAGGCACAAAGGAUUUUCCUUGGAGAUCCGUUGAAGACAAGUCCUUGCCAUGAAACCCCUCGCAGAAGAAGCUGUAGAACAAUACAUUCAGAAUAAGGUGGACCUGAGGCACCGAGCUGUGGCCAAAACCGUGGAUGAAGUGCAAAAAAUCAUACAACGGCUUACCAACGAAAUUAGCAACAAGGAUUCUCGUUUCCAGGCGAUUUCUAACUCUGGGAUUCAUAACGAAAACAUGAAGGUCUUAACACCUGGCCAGUUCCUCAUCACCGUCCCCUUGCUUGGCCUGUCUGGGUACAAAGAAGGCCAGGUACGGCAUUGGCGCUACUACACGACGCAUGGAGCCAAGCUCCUGUCCCCUGUCAGGGACCCGGAGGAGCUGCAGCAGUGGUUGGAAGCGGAGCAGUUCUCCAAGAGCCUCCAGCAGUGGCACGAGGCAGAUGUGAACAUCGAGGGCGACCUCGUGCCUGCCAAGGUCCUGGCUGUCUUCCGAGAACUUGUGGAGAAAGCGAUCGUAUCUCACAAUCUCACGGAGCGAGUCAGCAUUUUGGAAGGCUUCAGCCCGGUGGUCCAUGUUGCUGUGGAGACAUCCGACGUCCAGGUUGAGGUUGAGCUGGUUCCAGCGAUUGAGAUCCCAACUUGUUGGCCUCGGAAAAUCAAGUGGCCCCGAUGUUUCAAGCGCUGGCCUAGCCAGGAGAAAGUGCAAUGCGUCAAGUCUUUUGGCUUUGACCUCUUAGCCUCUUCCAACUACCACUGGUACCUGAGCUUUGCGAGAGCUGAGCACAUCCUGAUGCAGGGACUCGACGAGGACGGCGGUUGCCGCAUGAUGUGCUUCCGGGUUAUGAGGCAGAUGAAGGAAGAUGUCUGGUGUGCGGGAAACAAGCCAGUCCUCACAGCCUUCCACCUGCAGAUGGUGCUUUUCUGGACGUGCGAGAAGUACCCUCGCUCCAAGGACUGGUCCUGCUUCCGCAAAGGCUUCCUGCGGAUGGUGCGCAAGUUGCACAAAUGUGUGAGCCAGCACUUCCUGAAGCAUUACUUCAUCAAAGGCACCAACCUGCUGAAGUAUGCCAACACCAACGACCUGGAUAUGGUAGCGGGCAAGCUGGCUGUCUUCUUGGAGAACCCUACACUUCCUCUGGACUGAGAGAGAUGGACAAGCAGACUCCUGAACCAGGUUUUGCCCUGUUCCUUAGUUCCUCCGUGUGGUGAGUAGUGAGGAUAGAGGCAAACGGACCGGCAUCUGGGAGCAAACUCUUCUGUCUUCUGCCUCUCCGUGAUUAGUUUGCUUAAGUCUCACCUUUUGGAUCUGGAGCCAGCCAGCCUCUUUCGCAGAAACUCAGCCUGUGGAGAGUGGAUGGGCAGAGUGCUGCCCACUUCUGUUUUGUACCUUCUCUAGGUGGGCUAAGCUCGAAAGCAGUUUGCCAUAUUUGGAUCCAGAGUUUGCUUCUCCUGGUCAGCAAAAUUGGGGUGAAAGAUAAAGGACUUUUGUGCAUUUAUCAGUGCGCUAAAAAGUUGGGGAGCAUCUUGAAAAAUCUGAUGGGGUGUGUGAGUGUGUCAGAGUCCUUGAUCUGUUGGUGAAUGAACCUUACUUGCUGGUUGCUAAAUACCUCCAUUGCUUCUUUCGGUUUUCCUUCCUUCUUGCCCCCAAAGGUUACCUUCUCUUGUUUUUAGGAAUAACCAAUGUCUGACUGCAUGGACAGCAGGAAAUAUAUAUAAAUGAAAAGUGCACCAUCAUAAAUGCAGCUGGGCAAUGCAUGCAACUGGAUCCAAGUCAGAAAGCCUGCCAGUUAUGAUCUUGUCUGGAAGCUAGUGGCGUGCGUUGCUCGUUUGAGUUUGUGUUCGCAAAGAGCGCAAUAUCUGCCAAAUGUAACAUGGGAUGGAGCCCUCGGGUGUGUGAAUGAGAAGACAGGCUCCCCAUGUUUGGUGCUGCCUUUGUUCUUGCCAUGUUGCCAGCUUUCCUGCAGUGGCAUUCAGAAGUAGUCCUGACGGCAAAGGGAUACUUAUUUUUCUGCGCAAUGUUCAGGGUUUUUUUAACCAGAGACCCUUUAAUGGUUCAAUAGAGCGCAUUCUAGAAUAAAAUGUUUUUACCUCAA
Podarcis raffonei (Aeolian wall lizard) is the source of this 2716-nucleotide messenger RNA. RefSeq names its product mab-21 like 3 (gene MAB21L3). The record is from RefSeq and is a predicted model, not a curated record. The transcript is spliced from 7 exons. NCBI's taxonomy places the organism in Eukaryota, Metazoa, Chordata, Lepidosauria, Squamata, Lacertidae. The coding region runs from base 676 to 1767 and encodes 363 amino acids.